CUGACGGUCAUGCUUUUAGGUCAUGUUGAUGCAGGUAAAAGCACAAUGAUGGGCCAUCUGCUGGUUCUUCUUGGAGAAGUAUCAGAGCGGACUAUCAAGAAAUACGAACGCGAGGCCGAAAAAAUCCGAAAGAAAUCGUUUGCUUUUGCAUGGGUUCUUGAUGAGACAGAGGAUGAGCGAAGCAGAGGUGUGACCAUCGAUGUUGCAGUGUCAAAGUUUGAAACACCCAAUCAUUCCUUUACUCUUUUGGAUGCACCGGGACACAAGGAUUUUAUUCCCAACAUGAUAUCAGGAGCAUCACAAGCAGAUGUUGCUUUGUUGGUUGUAGACAGUAUUCAGGGAGAGUUUGAGGCUGGAUUUGAUAAUGGAGGCCAGACACGUGAACAUGCCAUUUUGAUUCGGAGUCUGGGAGUAUCUCAAAUUAUUGUUGCGAUAAACAAGCUGGAUGCUAUUGAUUGGUCAAUGGUGCGUUUUGAGCAAAUACAGGCGCAAUUACAGACUUUUUUGGUUCAGGUUGGGUUUAAAAAGCAGCGCAUCGUGUUUAUUCCCUGUAGUGGGUUCAGUGGAGAAAAUCUUAAAGAGCGUCAAGUAGAUGGUCUUUGUCGCUGGUAUUCUGGACCUACCCUGAUUGAGGCACUUGACGCUCUCGAGGCUCCACCGCGUUCCAUAGAACGACCAUUUAGAAUUUCUGUUCAAGACUUGUUUAAAGGAGCCAUGGCGGCAGGGACAAGUGGCGAUGUCACAGUUAGUGGUCGUAUCGAGUCUGGCAGUGUACAGCUUGGAGAUACUAUGAUGGCUAUGCCGAUAUUUGAAACAGGACAGGUCCGUGCGAUUGAAAUUGGAGGAGAGGGAGUUUCGUGGGCUGUUGCUGGGGAUCAAGUAUCCAUGUCACUUGGCGGUCUUGACAUUCAGCAAUUGAGCACUGGGAGUAUUCUUUGUGAUCCAUCUGCACCGGUAUCUAUUACGAGCCACUUUCGUGCUCAAAUUGUUACGUUUGACAUCAAUAUUCCUCUAACUAUUGGAAUACCGAUUGUCGUGCAUCAUCUGGGCCGGUCAGAGGCAGGAUACAUUGAGCGUCUUGUAUCGCUUCUAAACAAGUCGACGGGAGCCGUUGUCAAGAAAAAUCCAAGAGCACUUGGUCAAAGCGUGACAGCCGUAGUAGAAAUUCGCACUCAGCGUCCCAUGUGUUUAGAAACAUUCCAAACCACUAAAGAGCUUGGUCGUUUUAUGCUACGCAAUGGCUCUACAACUGUUGCUGCUGGAAUUGUUACAGACAUUCUAAGUUUUGAGUAA
Molecule: messenger RNA, 1293 nt
Organism: Batrachochytrium dendrobatidis JAM81
Lineage: Eukaryota; Fungi; Chytridiomycota; Chytridiomycetes; Rhizophydiales
Exons: 5
Biological process (GO): translation
Molecular function (GO): GTP binding; GTPase activity
Source: RefSeq, a predicted model, not a curated record